This is a messenger RNA of Armigeres subalbatus, 1735 nucleotides long. Its product is annotated as inactive hydroxysteroid dehydrogenase-like protein 1. Gene Ontology annotation, molecular function: oxidoreductase activity. The record is from RefSeq and is a predicted model, not a curated record. The transcript is spliced from 4 exons. Bases 398 to 1321 code for a protein of 307 amino acids. Lineage: Eukaryota; Metazoa; Arthropoda; Insecta; Diptera; Culicidae. Gene Ontology annotation, cellular component: endoplasmic reticulum.
UAUCACACCAAGUUGACGGUGGUGUCGGCACUACUUGGUGAAAAAUCGUACUUGAUUUUCGCCGAUCGGCGCGGCGCGCUAUCAGUUGAUAGCUAUUUGGCAGUGAACUGGACAAGGCGAAAUCAAGCGGUUGGCUGUACUGGCCUAGUUUUCAUCGAGCUUUCAAAUGGACAUGGCGCACGCUGUCGGCGCAGCGUGGUACAGCCCUGAAAGGAAGUUUUGAUUUUCCGUAUACAGGCGUGAAAUUUUUCCCCCGUAAUACCCUGAUGUUUAAGUCGAUUAUAUCGUAUUUGCUAUCUAGCUCUUAUAGCAUACAGACCGCGAAAUUUCGAUCCUUUAAGUGUGAGAAGAAUUGUAUUUUGAUCUUUUGUUCAGUGUUGUGUUGAAAUCCAUCGCGAUGAUGUUCUACGGGCAGUUGUUUUUGAUGGGGUUUGGCGUGUAUGCGUCGUUCCUGUGGGCGUACAACACAUUCCUGGAAUCGCUGCUCGGUCUCAUUUGGGGCACCAUCAAAGGGUGGUUUCGAAAUAGACCACUGACGGAACGAUAUGGACCAUGGGCAGUUAUCACGGGUGCAACCGAUGGUAUUGGUAAAAGAUACGCGGAAAUUUUGGCAAGCCACGGCAUGAACAUUGUGCUGAUAUCACGCAGUGAACCAAAGCUUAUGAAGGUGGCCAACGAAAUUUACGAAAGGUACAAUGUUCAAACCCGUUGGGUGGCGGUGGAUUUCUCCCGAGGUCCAGAAAUCUACAAGAUGAUUAAGGAACAGAUCGAAGGGCUGGAUAUCGGUAUUCUCGUAAACAACGUCGGAUACUACCCAACAGUGCGAACUUUUGACCUCAACUCUGAUGACGAAAUCGUCUCAACGAUCAACAUCAACAUUCUGAGUACAUCGAUGAUGACACGGAUUGUGCUCCCCGGGAUGAAGUACCGCAAGCGCGGCAUCAUCGUCAACAUAUCGUCAACUUCCUGCUACCGACCGGCCGCCUACUUGAAUAUGUACGCAUCGGCGAAGGCCUUCGUGACCAACUUCAGUUUGGCUCUGCACCACGAACUUCGCGGAAGUGGCGUCGAGUGCCAGGUGGUUACUCCCGGGAUGGUGCAAACCAACAUGAUCAAGAAGUUCGAAGGCGAUGUUCCGUGGUACAUAUCGAUUACAACGUCGGAUUCGUUGGCCAAGUUUGGAGUGUUCUCGCUUGGAAAAACGGCACACACAACCGGUGGAUGGAUGCAUGCUUUCCAGGUUUGUUGGCAAGACUUACUUCCUUUGUCGUUAGGUACAUUCUUCAUUUCGCUUAUUACCAAAAAGGCUGUUGGUAAAUGAGUUAUUUAGUGUAGUAAACUAGUUUAUAACAAUACUGAAAGCUUCGUUUUAAAACCCCACUUGAACAGAAUAUGUAUAAGUUCUUCAAACACCCAAAUCACAAACACUUUCUGAAAUUAAAAAAAAAUUAUAUAUUCUCUUCCAUUAAACCAUUCAUCAGCGCAGGGCAUUUUUCAUCACACAAAGAGUUUUCGAGGAACAUUUCAAACUGAUUUCUACUUGAAAUGAUAUUUUGUUUAAAAAUCGGGGUAGAGUACCUUGUCGAAGCAAAAGACUGAUCUUAGGAUUUGUAACAUAUGCGUAGUAUCGCGAAGCGAUUUCGACACAAAAAUAAUUUGAUGCGAGAUAUGUUUUUUUUUCUAAAUUAAUUAUAAUGUGAUCGAGUUGAGUUUUCAAAAUAAAGAGUUUUUUAAA